AUGUCUGAGCGAAAGGAAAUCACGUAUGCCUUUGACACUGUCGAUGAUUGGCAGGCGUCCUUGAAGGCAUCAGAGGAGCUGGUGAAGGAAGACACUGGUGCCGAGCGCUGGAGAAGCACCAGGACGAUGCCUCCAACAUACUAUCCUCCACCCAUGACUCAACAAGCUAUUGAUAAGCUGAAGGAAUUCAAGGGUGCAGUUGUCAAGGACAUCUCAGAGGAAUAA
Fusarium pseudograminearum CS3096 is the source of this 225-nucleotide messenger RNA. RefSeq lists its product as uncharacterized. The transcript is spliced from 4 exons. Bases 1 to 225 code for a protein of 74 amino acids. The record is from RefSeq and is a predicted model, not a curated record. NCBI's taxonomy places the organism in Eukaryota, Fungi, Ascomycota, Sordariomycetes, Hypocreales, Nectriaceae.